AAAGCACCUGUUGCUCCGCAGCUUGAACACACAGGACUUUAAAGACUGUUGAGGAGUUUGUGAACACACUGCUGCUGCUGUUUGGACUUCAAAAACCAGAGGAUGAACAUGGCUUCUGUCAAGACACUCCUUCUACUCUUCAUCAUCAGUGUGGCUCUGCAUGAAAGUUGCGGAUUCCCCUUAUCGGAGCAGGGGGAGCUGCCCGUCCAGGCUCGGCAUCCACCUAGAGUCAGGACCAAACGCUGCUCCUGUAACAGCUGGGAUGAUAAGGAAUGCAUUUACUUCUGCCACCUAGAUAUUAUCUGGGUCAACACACCAAGUAAACUUCUUCCGUACGGCCUUGGAAGUCCCCUUUCUCGCCGGCGCCGCCGUUCAGCAGACCGCUGCGAAUGCACCAACCCAGCCGAUAAAACCUGCUCCGGCUUUUGCCAUAAAAGCUCAGACCAUCCAAGAGGUGAUGUCAUGGAUUCAUCUACAAACGCCUCAGACAAAAACAACAACAAACUGCUGGAAUCCCUCAGAUCUGUGAUCAAAUCCAACACGGCGCUCGCAGAACAGACGCAGUCAUCAAAGAUCACAGUGGGACGACUGAAGACAAGAAGGUAGACGACGAGAGGAAAACUCAAAGCAGCUCAACCUUCACGGGCUCAGCAUCCAUGGACAAGAGGUUUCCUAAAAACAGACUCUUCCAGUUGGACCUGUGAGCCAACGCUGAGGUUUAGAAACAAGUGACUGGAAAAGGUGGUGAAGCUCCAGACGUCUGGUACUUCAUCGACGCAAGAAGCCCAACAAUGACGAGGGGGGCAACGACGAGAGGGGGAGAU
Messenger RNA from Sphaeramia orbicularis (orbiculate cardinalfish), 824 nucleotides. RefSeq names its product endothelin-2-like. The coding region runs from base 103 to 606 and encodes 167 amino acids. Gene Ontology annotation, biological process: intracellular calcium ion homeostasis; regulation of vasoconstriction; regulation of systemic arterial blood pressure by endothelin. Gene Ontology annotation, cellular component: extracellular region. The transcript is spliced from 5 exons. The record is from RefSeq and is a predicted model, not a curated record. Gene Ontology annotation, molecular function: hormone activity; endothelin B receptor binding. Lineage: Eukaryota; Metazoa; Chordata; Actinopteri; Kurtiformes; Apogonidae.